GUGGGGCUGCUGUUGCAUCAACCCCAGCAUGGGAAGUGGCCGCGCCCUUUGCCUCACUCGGUCCUGCUGGACCCUGCACUCAUCCACAAAACCAGGGCGAGUGGGAGAGGAGCCAUGACCCCCAGCCUCACGGCCCUGCUCUGCCUGGGGCUGAGUCUGGGCCCCAGGACCCGAGUGCAGGCCGGGACCCUCCCCACACCCAGGCUCUGGGCUGAGCCAGGAUCUGUGAUACCAUGGGGGAAGCCUGUGACACUCUGGUGUGAGGGGACCCUGAAGGCCCAGGACUAUUGUCUGGAGAAACAGGGAACACAAGUGCCCUGGGACAAACAGGAGCUACUGCAGCCCAGGAACAAGACCAAGUUCACCAUAGAACACAUAACAGAGCACUAUGCAGGACGAUAUCGCUGUUACUACCGAACCCCUGCUGGCUGGUCAGAGCGCAGUGAGCCCCUGGAGCUGGUGGUGACAGGAUUUUACAGCAAGCCCAGCCUCUCAGUGCUGCCCAGCCCUGUGGUGACCUCAGGAGGGACCGUGACCCUCCAGUGUAGCUCACAGCAGAGAUAUAACCUGUUCGUUCUGACUACCAAGGAUGAUGAGCUCUCCUGGACGCUGGACUCCCAGCCAGGCCCCAGCGGGCUGGUCCAAGCCCUGUUCUCUGUGGGCCCUGUGACCCCCGGCCACAAUAGGACGUUCAGGUGCUACGGCUAUUACAGGAGCCAACUCCAGCUGUGGUCAGUACCCAGCGACUGCCUGGAGCUCCUGGUCUCAGCCUCUCACCCCCAGGACUACACAGUGGGGAAUCUCAUCCGGAUGGGCCUGGCCGGCCUGGUCCUGGUGGUCCUCGGGGUUCUGCUACUUGAGGCUCGGCACAGCCAGAGAAGGACCCGAGACACGGCCAGGAGGUAAAGACGAUAGAUAGACAGCAGUCACUGCUCGGAGCGGCAGAGCCUUGGGAAUAACCUGACGUCUCAGGAGGUUGCGGAAGAAAAUACAGUGCACAGCUGGGGGCUUCGGUUGAGAAAAUGUCGCAGAAGCACACGUGGUCAGAGCACGGCGACCGGCGGGCGUGAGGACAGAGGGCUUUCCCCACAGAGCUGCCGCACCGGUGCCCGUCUCACUGCAGGCUCUGUUGCCGGUCCCUCCUCUCUUCCCGCUCCAUCUGUGAGGCUGAGGCCCACAGGCCAGGUUCCGGCCUCACCUCUGCAUGCUUCAUGCCCUGUUCCGCCAUCGUGCGCCGUUUAAUUGUAAUUACAACAUUCCCCAACGUGUAUGAAUGAGACUCCGUCCUUUCAGCUGACAACCUGGAAUUGGUUCAAAUAACAGAAACGUGGGCAAAAAUAUGAGUCCAACAUGAAAAAAACCAAUACCUGGAAACCCGCUAGCUGUCAUCAGGUGAUCUCUGUGCAGUUUCUCCUGAAAUAUAAUGACUUGGGCUCGGUGCACUGAUUAUUCACAGCGUCCAGCUAAGUUGCCCAGUCUUGUUUUGAAUUUAGGAUCCUUGGUUCCAAUUUAGGAUCCUUGACUCAACUCCCACGGGGCUGGAAUUACAGGCAUUUGCCACUACAACUAGCUUUAAAAACCACUUUUUUAAACAGCCCUGACCUUAGGUGUUCACCGAGUACCGUAACUUUCCUUUCGUGGCCAACUUCACGAUGCCAGUCCCUUCUUACAUUUCUUUUUUCUCCAUUUCUGGCUCUUUAUGUUCUUUUCUUCUUCAUUUUUUCCAGU
Molecule: messenger RNA, 1728 nt
Organism: Fukomys damarensis (Damara mole-rat)
Lineage: Eukaryota; Metazoa; Chordata; Mammalia; Rodentia; Bathyergidae
Product: leukocyte immunoglobulin-like receptor subfamily A member 5
Exons: 5
Coding region: 115-906 (263 amino acids)
Biological process (GO): cytokine-mediated signaling pathway
Molecular function (GO): inhibitory MHC class I receptor activity
Source: RefSeq, a predicted model, not a curated record